Molecule: messenger RNA, 1218 nt
Organism: Pestalotiopsis fici W106-1
Lineage: Eukaryota; Fungi; Ascomycota; Sordariomycetes; Amphisphaeriales; Sporocadaceae
Product: Ketol-acid reductoisomerase
Exons: 4
Coding region: 1-1218 (405 amino acids)
Biological process (GO): L-valine biosynthetic process
Cellular component (GO): mitochondrion
Molecular function (GO): ketol-acid reductoisomerase activity
Source: RefSeq, a predicted model, not a curated record
AUGGCCUCCAAAUCAUUCUCCAAGGCGCUCCGCUCGCCCAUGGCCCGCCAGUUGGCUGCUCCCGCCGUCCAGCGCCGCACCUUUGUUGCUGCUGCUUCCGGCGCCGUGAGGGCCACUGCCGCCAAGGCUGCUGCCCGUCCCGUCGUUGCCAGACAGCAGGUCCGUGGUGUCAAGACCAUUGACUUUGCCGGUGUCAAGGAGGACGUCUACGAGCGUGCCGACUGGCCCAAGGAGAAGCUUCUGGAGUUCUUCAAGAACGACACCCUCGCCCUCAUCGGCUACGGUUCGCAAGGUCACGGUCAGGGUCUCAACCUCCGUGACAACGGCCUGAACGUCAUCAUCGGUGUCCGAAAGAACGGUCAGUCGUGGCAGGACGCCCUGCAGGAUGGCUGGGUUGAGGGCAAGAACCUGUUCGAGGUCGACGAGGCCAUCUCCCGCGGUACCAUCAUCAUGAACCUGCUUUCCGAUGCUGCCCAGUCCGAGACCUGGCCCGCCAUCAAGCCCCAGCUCACCAAGGAGAAGACCCUCUACUUCUCCCACGGUUUCUCCCCCGUCUUCAAGGACGUUACCAAGGUCGAUGUCCCCAAGGACAUUGAUGUCAUCCUCGUCGCCCCCAAGGGUUCCGGCCGUACCGUCCGCUCUCUCUUCCGUGAGGGCCGUGGUAUCAACUCCUCCUUUGCCGUCUACCAGGACGUCUCUGGCAAGGCCGAGGAGAAGGCUGUUGCCCUCGGUGUCGCUGUCGGCUCCGGCUACCUCUACAAGACCACCUUUGAGAAGGAGGUCUACUCUGACCUCUACGGUGAGCGUGGCUGCCUGAUGGGUGGUAUCCACGGUAUGUUCCUUGCCCAGUACGAGGUUCUCCGUGAGCGUGGCCACAGCCCCAGCGAGGCCUUCAACGAGACCGUUGAGGAGGCUACUCAGUCCCUCUACCCUCUCAUUGGUGCCAACGGCAUGGACUGGAUGUACGAGGCUUGCUCCACCACCGCCCGCCGUGGUGCCAUUGACUGGACCCCCAAGUUCAAGGAUGCCCUGAAGCCCGUCUUCAACGACCUCUACAACUCCGUCCACGACGGUACCGAGACCCAGCGAUCCCUCGAUUACAACGGCCAGAAGGACUACAGACAGAAGUUCGAGGCCGAGAUGGAGGAGAUCCGCAACCUCGAGAUCUGGAGAGCUGGCAAGGCCGUCCGUGCUCUCCGUCCCGAGAACCAGAAGUAA